UCGACUCCGCGAGUUUCCAGUGCGACUCGCGAUUUCGCGAAUGACUGAUAACUCGAAUAACUUUUCCCGUUAAAAUAACAACAGCAAUCACAAACUGUUUAUCUGGGAUUAAUUUCUCUAGUGGAGAACUGGAUUGAAUUCGUUGAUUGAUCACUUGUUACAAUAUCGGGGAAAAUGCCGAUUCUCGCGGAGUUAUCCCGCCGGUUACACCUGUUGACGACGGACGCCAAGCCCGACCCCCCUCGAAUACACAUAAAUGAUAACACGAAUAAUCUCGGGCCGAGAUUGAGCCCGAAAUCAGCACCACCGACACCGGAAGUCGAGAGGACGGAUGAGAGUAAACGGGAUAGACGUAGUUCGAUGCCAGAGGGAUCUUCCGAUAGUGAGAAAGAUCGAAGGAGUUCUCCAGAGACGAAGAAGACUCGAUAUAAAACGAAAAGCCAUAGUAUGAAAAAUGGACAAACGGCAAACAUCGUAAACUACAACAUCGUCAAUUCCAGUGGCGUAAAAAUAGGAGGGACGACGACGUACGUGUGCAAUGUCAACCAGUACCCAGGGAGCCCCCCGAAGGAGCCCAGCAGCCCUGGGAGGACUUCCCCUAAACCCAAGUGUGCACCAAUGCCCGAAGAAGUCGAGUCCCUAUGGAGGGAGAACAGUCCCCUGACUCUCGAAGACAUGUUUGUGAUAAAGACACACCUAGGGCGGGGCUGGAAGGACGUGUUCAAGGGUUUGGGAUACUCCGAGGGACAACUGCAGCAGUUCGAGGAGCACCACAAGGAUAAGGGCUUGGACGAGGUGAUUUAUCAAACAUUACUGGACUGGAAGCAGUCAUCGGGGAGCGAGGCGAGACUCGGAGUCCUCAUAAAAGCCUUGUGGAGGUGUCAGCAGUACGACUGUGCUCGGAGGCUAGUCCAAUCCCACAAAAAUCUCUGAGUAAACAUUCCCAACGUGAGGCGCCCACUUUUCACACUUGUGUCACCUCAACUUAUCGUCUGAUAUCGAUAAAUGAUCGAUAAUAAUUAGUAAUCGUUCGAAAAUCAAUCAUUAAUCUGAUGGAACACUUAAUUUAAUCAAUUUAUCUUGAUUCGUGAUUGUCAAUUGGAAUUGCUCGACUCUUGUUACCGUUUGAAUAUAUUUUUAUUGAGUAAACGUCUUUUUUAAAUCGUG
This is a messenger RNA of Diachasma alloeum, 1167 nucleotides long. RefSeq names its product protein immune deficiency (gene Imd). The record is from RefSeq and is a predicted model, not a curated record. Gene Ontology annotation, biological process: signal transduction. The transcript is spliced from 4 exons. Gene Ontology annotation, molecular function: protein binding. Bases 175 to 933 code for a protein of 252 amino acids. NCBI's taxonomy places the organism in Eukaryota, Metazoa, Arthropoda, Insecta, Hymenoptera, Braconidae.